AUGUCCGACUCUGACCACGAGAUUGAGAUGACGCUCGGCGUCGCCGGGACGCUCGGCGCCGGCGACGCCGCGGGCGCUGUUGCUGCUAGCACCGGUUCUCCCGCCCCCGGCGCAGCUACGGACGACCUCGCAUUCAUCCAGAGCCUGGUGGAGCAGGGCGCUGUCGUCGGCGCCCUCCCGCCCGUGACGAUGAGCGCGGCGGAGAAGCGCGCGCUCGUUGAAGCCGAGAUGGCCGGCGCCAUCCACCCCGCCACCACUUCCCCCGCGACCACUACCUCCGCCGCCCCCGCCACUGCCGCCGCCGACGACGAGAUGGACUCGGAGUCGAGCUCCGAGUUCGAGUCCGACGACGACGACAACGCCGCGCCCGUGACCCGCGCACAGCUAGACGCGCUCAUCGACACCUCUUCCGAUGAAGAUGACGACGACGACUACGACCUCAGCGGCAAGCUCGGUGCGUUCGGGAUGGAGGUGAUCGACGACGACGACGAGCCGUCCGCCAUCACGAGCGCGCAUGAGGUCGCGCUGCCCCCGGUUCCGCAGCCGCCUGUGGCGCACCUCGGCGCGGAUGUGCGUCUCGUGCUCGCUGGCGAGGUGGUUAGUUGGAUGAAGGAUUCGAAGCUGGAGGCGUGGCGGGCGCGGGAGGAGAAGGGGGAGGAAGAGGGGGAUGGCACGGAGGAUGUGGAGGAGGAGGGCAAGGAUGUCGACGGCAAGGUCGAGGCCACCGAGGCCGCGGACGUGCAGACCGAGGCCGUUGAGAGCAAGGCCGAGACCGAGCCCGUCAAGUCCGAGACGACCGAAGUCGCGCCCGCCGAGUCCGAGUCGACUGCAGUCGCCACGGAAGCUACGGCUGAGCCCAGCGCCGCCGAUGUCGACAUGGCGCCCGCCGCACCCGCCGAGCCUACCACCUCCCCCACAUCACCCUCCUCCGCACCCCCCAAAUUCCUCUCCGCCGGCACGGUCGUCGUGCGCGCCUCCUACGCCGACGGGUGGCUGGAAGCCGACUCGGUCCUUACAACGUCCUCGGGCGCAGUCCUCGGCACGAUCUUCGACACGUUCGGACCCCUUACCUCGCCAUUCUACCUGCUGCGCCUGCCGCCCCCGCCGUUCCCCUACCCGUCCUUGGCGGCCGGCGACCGCGUCUACGUGCCCGCGGACGCGCGCUACCGCACCUUCGUCGACAUGGCGGCGGUGCGGGACCCGCGGUUCCGCAGCGACGCGUCCAACGUCUUCGACGAGGAGAUCGGCGACGACGAAGUCGAGUGGAGCGACGACGAGGCGGAGGCCGCCGCCCGCCGCCGCAGGAAGGGCAAGAAGCGUGUGCCGCACGCCGACUCUGCCGCCGACGAGGGCGAGGUCGGCGCGCGCCGCCUCGUGAAUUACGGCGAGGAGCGGCGCGGGCGCGGACGCGGGAGGGGAGGACCGGGGCGCGGACAGGGCCGCCCCAUCGCCGGGGCCGGGCGCCCCAUGCACGCCCUCCCCCCGCGCCCGGACUUCGGGUAUCAGAACCAACACCAGAACCAGAACCAGAACCAAACCCAAAACCAGAACCAGCAAGGAUACAUGCCGUAUGCGCCGGCCGCGUACGAUCCCUCGCAGGCCAGCUUGGGCUUGCCGUCGAUGCCCCAGAUGCCCCAGCAGGCGGGGAUGGGCUACGGGAUGCCCAUGGGAGGCAUGGGCGGCAUGCCGAUGGGAUACCCCCAGUUCGGGCAGCAGUUUGGGCAACAGUUCGGACAACAGCAACAGCAGCAGCAAGGAGGCAACGCGCCGGCGAUCAACCCGCGCUUCGCCGCCAUGAUGGGCAUGGGCGGCAUGGGAAUGGGAGGGUACUGGCCGCAGGGCAACCCCGGUCCCGACAACCAGCAGCAGUAGCCAGAUUGUACUCGUACUCGGUACCUUGCAGCAUACUUUAGUUGUGACAGCCCACGGGCCAUGCAUCCCUGAC
Molecule: messenger RNA, 1945 nt
Organism: Cutaneotrichosporon oleaginosum
Lineage: Eukaryota; Fungi; Basidiomycota; Tremellomycetes; Trichosporonales; Trichosporonaceae
Biological process (GO): ribosome biogenesis; pseudouridine synthesis; box H/ACA snoRNP assembly
Cellular component (GO): sno(s)RNA-containing ribonucleoprotein complex
Molecular function (GO): RNA binding
Source: RefSeq, a predicted model, not a curated record